This is a messenger RNA of Eruca vesicaria subsp. sativa (arugula), 920 nucleotides long. The record is from the annotation of a GenBank genome assembly. NCBI's taxonomy places the organism in Eukaryota, Viridiplantae, Streptophyta, Magnoliopsida, Brassicales, Brassicaceae.
UUUUCUUCUCUCUAGAGAUAAUCAUCUACUUCUUGGUAUAAAUACACUGUUACACACGCACUUAUAGAGAGACAUCUAGACUUCACUUACACAUUCUAAAAACUUUAACCCUUUACCAGAACCAGUGAAGAUCAAGAAGAAAAUACAUGGAGAGAUCACCAUACUACGGUUCAUCAUACUUAGACUACCUCUCUCUCCCAGACCCACAUGUCUGUUUUUUCUUCAUGGUCGUCUUCUUCGCGUUGUCCCUCACAUGGUACUUGAACUACGAAUCCGUCCUCGAAGACACCAUGAAUCAGCUCAAGCUCGUCUUCAUGCUCUCCCCUCUCUUCCUCCUCCUCCUUGUCCACUUCUUCUCGGGCGGCCUCUCCUUCUACGUCCCCUGGCCUGAACAAGACUCUAUCCACCGUGCUGGUUCUUCUCCUUGGGGCGUCGCAGCCGUGCUCGUGAUCAUAUUGUUCAUGGUUUCGUACCAGUCAGACAUCCAUGAGAUGUGGUUUCCCUUUGGGGCUAGGUAGAUCGAUCAACCUAAAUUUUUCCUUUACACUUGUGAUACGGUCCUACGGAACAUCCAUGUAAAAUCUAGUGUGUCAUAUGAGAUGUCAAAGUAUGUUUACGAGUGAUACUUUUGCCGAAGAUCUUUCAAGUUUUAUCAGAUUGUCUUAUGUAUAUGAAAUUAAGUGUCUUUGUAUUCCUGUAGAAAAUGAGAUGUCUAUCAAAAAAAUUGAUGCAAUAGAAAUGUUUUGUGGAUGAAUGGAAGGAUGAGUUAAAACUCCUAAAAUGAAUAUUGCCGUUCCUAAUGUGUGGACAUUGAUUCAGACAACUAGUGGUUCUUCUUGUGAUCUUUUUGACAAGUGGGAGUUUGAUAUUGUAUAUGUAAUAUUUUCUGGGAUUUUUUUUUUUUGAACUGAAUAUUUUCC